Micropterus dolomieu (smallmouth bass) is the source of this 10919-nucleotide messenger RNA. It is a transcript of the gene fgf11a, whose product is annotated as fibroblast growth factor 11a. The record is from RefSeq and is a predicted model, not a curated record. Gene Ontology annotation, cellular component: cytoplasm. Lineage: Eukaryota; Metazoa; Chordata; Actinopteri; Centrarchiformes; Centrarchidae. Bases 1 to 801 code for a protein of 266 amino acids. Gene Ontology annotation, molecular function: growth factor activity; fibroblast growth factor receptor binding. The transcript is spliced from 7 exons. Gene Ontology annotation, biological process: positive regulation of gene expression; regulation of cell migration; cell differentiation.
AUGGCCGCUCUCGCCAGCUCCCUCAUUCGCCAGCGCAGGGAGGUCAAGGACCCCCAGGCAAACCGGCAGAUCGCCAGCAAGCGCAAGCCCUGCCCAAAGAGCAACAAGUCACUCUGCCAGAAGCAAAUCCUCAUAUUAAUAUCAAAGGUUCGACUAUGUGGCAGUCGAGGGAGAAAAAUGGAAAAAAGACCAGGUGAGUUCCCUCCACCACCACCGCCUCCAUCGCGUAAGGGUGGUCUCAAUGAACCCCAGCUGAAGGGCAUCGUCACGCGGCUUUACUGCAGACACGGCUUCUACCUCCAGAUGCUGCCGGAUGGCACCAUGGAAGGCACAAAGGACGAAAGCAGCUCCUUCUUGCAGUUCAACUUGAUUCCUGUGGGGCUCAGGAUAGUGGCCAUCCAGAGCACCAAGACAGGGCUCUACGUUGCCAUGAACAGCGAGGGCUACCUCUACACUUCGGAACACUUCACGCCGGAGUGUAAGUUUAAGGAGUGUGUUUUUGAAAACUACUACGUCACCUACUCGUCCAUCCUGUACAGACAGACCCAGUCGGGCCGGGCGUGGUACAUCGGUAUCAACCGAGAUGGACAGGUCAUGAAAGGGAACCGAGUCAAGAAGACAAAGGGAGCUGCGCACUUCCUGCCCAAACUCAUUGAAGUGGCCAUGUACAGGGAGCCCUCUCUACAUGACGUCGCUGAGCAGAGUCCACCCAGGAAAACACCCAAGACCUCCAGUGACUCACCUGUGCUGCAGAAUGGCAAGAAGGACCCUCAAUCCAAAACCAAAACCUCCUCCUCCUAGCGCUCAAAGACUCAACGGGUGGAGGACAUGGGGCACUGGGCGCCAGUGGACACCUGAACAGGAUUGUUAGGGCUACCCCCCACCUGCUGCCUGCAACACUGACCCCCUGGGAACUCUUAAUACCACAAUACACUGGACUAAAGUUGGAGAAAAAAGGAGCAGGUCCAGGCAGAGUGGAGCUGGCCAUUGGGAAGCCCCUUUUACCUUCACAGAUCCCCAUCCACACCAGCCCCUCUACCUUAUUAUUUAAUAACCUCUGUGAUUAUCAAAGCCUGGGAUUUAAAAGCAAUAACUCCAUGAAGAGGUGAACAGUCUCCUAGCAUCAUAUAGCAUGUCACCACAGCGUGUGUAACCUGCUGGAAGAAAAUCCCACUCAUCUUUUAGCCGUCAUCAGCAGCACCCUUCCAGUCAACCAAAUAUCCGAGCAAAGUCUUCCUGGUUUUACCACAACGGGUGCGGCGGUCAAAUCUGUCCCUCUGCAGCACACACUUUACAAAUGGGUUGUGUUUUUAUUUCCCCACAGGGUUCCAUGCUAAUGUUAGCCUGACACAGACACUGUCACAGAGACCCUUGCAGACUUUUGUUCUGCAGCCAUCUGCUCAGUCCACAUCUUCUGUGUGUCAGCAACUUUGCGAGAUGGCCUGGAUAUUUGUCAGCCCUGCUUGUGUAUGUUUGUGUGUGUGUGUGUUCCCUUCUUCCAUCCACCUUUGAUUUGAUUAGUUUGUGACACAGACUCAAUUUUCCACUCUGCGGCACAAGAAAACCCCUCCUGUCCUCUUUGGCUCUGUUAAUGGAGUCUGGGGCAUAAUCAUUCGCCCCUCAAACGAGGGGCCGAGAGCUCCCUCUGCACAUUACACACACACACACACACACACACACACACACACACACACACACACUCAUUAUUACACUGACAUUUACAUACACACACGCGCAAAGGUGUAUGUGUUGUGCACACACUUUAGCGCCCUGAUAUCUAUGAGCAACGACCACAGAAAAUUAUGUCACGACUUAACAUACUUAACACACGCACUCACAAAUGCACACACACGCCGACAUGGUGGCGAGUGUGAAUGCAGGUUGUGGGAGAUGAUGAGGAUAUCAUCAGUGUGAUGGGGUACUGAUGGAGCCUGACUGUGUAGCUUGGCACUGUAAUUGGUUUUUUUCACUGUGGCUGGCCAUGCAUUGCACAAACCCACAAGGCCCACACAGUAUCUGUGGACCCUCUUUCACUCAAUGUGGUAUUCUUGUCUAAAAAAACAGGAAUAUGUUUAUUUUUACAUCCCUAUUGUGCUAAUUCUGAUGAAUUUUAAAAAAUAUAUAACAAUUUCUUUAGAUUCCAUGACACCCCAUCACUGUCCCCAUGCAAGAAACAUUUUACAGUUUUGUCACUGUAAGUAGUUUUUAAAGGGGCACUCCACACAUUUCACAAGUCAUGGGAAAUACUUCUCAGCCUACAGUUGUAUAGUGUUUUUCCGUGGAGAGAGGAGAGAAAAUGACUCAAUUGACAGCACUUGAGUAACGCAGGGUUAGGACUGAAGAAAGCUAAAUUUCCAGGCUUGGGAGACAGAACUCUAGUGUGGAGUUAGAGAGAUGUGGGUAUUUACCAGGCAGUGUCCAAUGAAAUAUGCCAUCAAACUGCUCUAUAGGGAGUGUAAGAUCCAGUAUUUUUUUUUAAGCUUGACCCAUACUAGGGAGUAAAAGUCACAGUAUCUUGACGUCUGCUGCAUGGAUCUUGACCGUCCUUUUUUAAAUAUGUCUCUUGAAAUUCCCCCAACUUUUUUUUGUUAAUCUUUUUCUAAACUUGUUCAGAUGAAUUACCAUAAAUAUAUCCUGGACACUUUGGUUAUGAUGCAAAGGAAUUCAGGCCUUUUUUACUUGUCAGUUCAAUGUCUUAUAUAUGUACUAUAACGAUUGAAACUUAAUAUAUUAUGAUUAAUGUGACUGUUUUGUGAGGUGGGAAAAUAACCAAAGUCAUAAAUAAAUAAGUAGAUAGCUGUGGCCAGGGCUGUUUCUAGCUUUUCGGGGGCCCUAUGCAAGAAGUUGUUUGGAGGACCCUCUUUUGUUAAACUAUGGUCGGGGGGGUUCCAAACCCUCUGAGGUUUCCAGUCAUAGUAUCCAUAUAAAAGUGCAAAUGAUAAAAGCACAUAGCAUACCAAUAAUAUAUAUUUGUCGUUAAUGUGGAACUAUAAACAUGUAACAAUAAGCCCUCUUCAUGAAAAUUUUCGGUCUGUUUCUUGUGAGGUCCAGUGGAGUCAGCUCAUCCAAAGACUUCUAGAGCCAGCUCCUUACCAACAAUGCCAUCUUUAUUUCCAAUUCUUACUGUGCUGCAGAGCUCGUCACACUGGUUGGAAAAUGCCUCACCAUCCAAUUCAAAAGUCAAGCAGCACUCCAAAUCUGGCUCGCAAGUCACCCAGUGUUUCACACCUUUCCUUUAAUGACUCAGUGGUGUAGUAAUAGUCUCUUCAUGGCAUCUCGGACAGGCUUGUCUGGGGCUUCAUGGUGUUUCCUUGCGUGUCUAAUCUUCUUUAAGUACAGCCUACAUAUUCAUCUCCUCACUUUUGUGUUUAGCAGAGGAGCGGCAAAGCCAGUGUCUCUGUAUCUUGUCAGCGAGACUGUUCAUUAAGAGGCCUUCAGACCGCAGGAGCUUGCUCACGUGGUUUACUUGGUUUAGGAUAUCAUACCAUACCACUGUGCACAUAUGGAAAAGGUUAUGACUGAAACUAUUCUGCCAAAGCUUGUGCUUCAACCUUGGUCAGGGUAUCUGUGGCUUGACCUCCAACAGUGCCUCCCUUCUGUUAUGGGCCUGGUACCACACAGCGUCGAUGCUGUGGAGCUGUUGACACAGCUCUACCGCCUCAUUGCUCUCCAGGAUUUCAGUGUCAAAGUCAUAUGGUCGUUUAAGAUUGCCCAUUGUUGUGGUGCUGCUGAUGGUAUCUGCAGACCCUUUUGCUGCAUCAGCCACCAUAAAAUUCAAUGUAUGCGCCCCGCAUGGAACAUUAACUGAGCAAGGAUUUUUUCUCCAGCAGUCUUGCUUGAACACGUUUGUUCUUCCCCUUUAUAUUGGCCCCAUUGUCGUGCGACUGUCCUCUGUAUUUGUCAAAAGGAAUGUUUAGCUACUCAACCCUGUUCAGAAUCAAAGAUAAGAAACCAAGAACUGUUGUUCGGAAAGCCACAAGUAAUCCUAGAAAGUGUUGCUUGAUUUGCAUGCUACGUCCACUCUGAGAGUCCCUACCGAUAUUUGCCCUUGGUGGCAUUGGUCGGGAGUGCAGUUACCAUUGCGUUCUACAUUUUGUAUAUAGAGGUGAUUGAAGCAAUCACCUCUAUUUGGAUCACAUUUCCAAAGUAGCUGGAAUGACUGAACUGCCCACUCUCCGCACGAUCAAUGUGCUGCUUCAUGACAGCAUCAAAUUUGGAAAGCAUCUCCUAAGAAGUUUCCAUUGUGUUGCUGGUGUAACGUGUUUGCAGACACCCUCAAUGCAAGAUUUUUUUCUGCUAGAGAUUGUGUGAUAGAGAUCAAGCGGGUAAGGACAUCUCUCUGCCUGUUUGUAGACGCAGUUCCAAAUCCUUCUGUGUUUCCAUGCGGGUUGUGUGUCCAUCAUUUUUUCACGAGUACGUAAGCCAGAUCCGCGUUAUCUUUUCCCAAUUAACUAAUUUCCUCUAUAGACAAUGUUGAUGGAAGCUGCCUGUCUUGACUGAUUCUGACAGAACUGAGGGACAAUCACCUGAGUCAAUUGGUUGAACAAAAGAAGGGUGUGGUGCUCGUGAGUCCGCAGUUGCUGAAGAUAGACUUAGUGCUUGUCUGUCAGUAGGUAGUGAAGAUGGACUUGGUUUCCCCUCAUUAGCGGAGAUGUCUGGCUCUGUUUGGGCUGGCCAAACUAUUUCAGACUGACAAAGUUUCUUAAGUUAAUCAACACAGUUUAUCAACAAGUAUUAUUCAUAUUGUAAUACCACAUACGUAUACAUUACAGUGUCCCUUACACAUCAGACUUUAUAUCCACUACAGUUAACACAGGACUAGACUUGUAGCUUAAGGCACACCAUUUGAACACGGCUCGCUAUCACUCUCUACUGGAGGCGCUGCAAUUUAUCAUUAUCUGUCAACACACACAGCCCAAACACUGCAAUCCACAAGCCACCAACUCAAAGUGAGAAGAAUUAUUUGACUAUACUGCAUUAAAGGAUUCUGGAGAUUUCCCCAGCUACUCCCCCUCCCCACACUAACCCCAAACCCCUAAAAUUAGACAAUGUGGCAACUAUUUAAAAAUAUACUAAUGCUUGGACAGGACCCAGCUAACGUUGCUCUAGUGGACCUUAUUUUAGUUAGACCCCUCCAUCCCCACCCUACUUGUUAGCCUAGCUGUGUGCACAGCAGCAAAGGCACAUUGGCUAACUAAUAGGUGAAAUACAAUAUACACUGGUCAACAAUAGGACCUCAAUCAUUGAGUGAUGGUCUUAUGAUGACUUUGUUGACACAGACACAGCUCCCCUAUCCAUCACAGCAUCUUAAUAAUAACGUUUAUAGAUUUUUGGAUAUUUAGGGUUAGGGUUCACUUAACACAUGAGGGUGCUUGGCUACACCCGGUCAUUUUAAUUAAAACACAAUUUAAAAAAUCAAUAAAGAGGCUAAAAUGGUAGCUUAAGGGCCUCCCUGGUGGCUUCGGGGGCAUGGUCCGCAUAUAGCAAGAAACUGUCCUGGCUAUAGCACAUCAAAAGGAUGAUGAUUCUAAAAAAGGAGAUGGAAAGAUAGAUAUUUACUGUGAUUUAUUUGAUUUGACAUUUUUGUGUUUCUCUGAUGGACUCUCCUGGUAAAUGAAACUAUUUUUUUGAUAAUAUUUCACUAUUCUUGUUUUUAUGUGUUUCAAUUUGUUCUUCCCAUUCAACACGAAAAGCAAUCAUUUUUAAUAUGAAACUUUGUUGGUACAAUAUGCCAUGCAGGGUAAUUGUUUCUGCCUAAUGUUGAUGUAUUGUGGGAAGCGAGGGGGUGCUGUGUGUUCAGGAGGCAGAGGCUAUGAUCAGGGCUCAGAGAGACAUACGCACCAAAGAUGUUUAAUAAUUUGUGGUGAUGAGCAAAAGAAAAAGAGUUUUAUGAGAGAACUGCAGUAAUGUGGAGAGUGUUCCCUGAACAUGCACACACACACACACACACACACACACACAUUUGCACACACUUCUCAUUUAAUGCAUAAUCCUCUGCUCCCCUGUAACCUGUGGUUGUAAAUAAUAAUAGCUGAUAACCAGUGAAGAAAAGAGGCGAGCUUUGAAGCAAAGUGAUCUGCCAACUGAGAGAUGAAGCAAACUUCACCUGUGCUUUUCUGAAGAGAGAAAGACAACAGUUGAGAAGAAUGAAAAGAGGUUGUUAGAAGGGAAAGAUAGGUGAAAGGAAGUAAGGAUGGAUCAAAAGUAGAACAAAUAAAUUAAAGUGAGGAAUAAAGAAAAGAAAGUUACAGUUCAGUGAAUUGCAACCCAUUAUUUUUAUUUAUUAUUCAACACAAGCUACAGUUCAAACCUCAAUUGCACACUAAAGACCUUAAUUAAAUUGUUAAAUAGACCCUCAGGUUGUUGUGUAUGACCAUUCACCCCCAUGGAUCUUUAAAUCCAGAACCAAAUGUUUGAGUACUAUUCGCAAAGUAAUUACACAAAUAUUUAAUUAAGUGAGGCUCCUGCCUGCUAGAAUAGAAUGAAGACUGUCUGGGACAAGAUAGAGAGAUCCUGUGAGAUGGGAGGAAAGGAGGAAUUCAGCAAGCAGACAUAGCCAUGACUUCUGUGAUAUUUACUUUAAGGGCUGUGAAAUCUUUGUUGCAAUAUUUUCUCAAGUAUGCGCCAUAUUUGUUGUUUUCAGAAUUCGAGUCUGAAUAGAAAGAAAGAGCUGUGAAGGAGAGUUAAGGGCUAACAUUUUAGUUCAAGCUAUUAAUGUGGACUGUGAAAAUAAUGAUGUAAUUAAUGUAAUUAUGUAAUUUAGAUAAAAUUCAGAUAAGAGAUAUGUAACAUCCACUGAUUUUACACAUGAAAGUCACUUUACAACAGUUGUAAAAUUUCUUCUGUGGCUCCGGAAUGAGCUUUGUACAGGUGUGCUCAGACAGAAAGUGAAGCAAAUUUUUGCCUUUCUCGUUACUUGCACAAAUUUUACCACUGUUACUGUACUUGCUAUACUUAUGUUAGCUGUAAGCUGUAUGUUAGCUGUAAGCUAGCUAGCAACCGACCGCGUCUGCGGUAAGUGCGUGCCUGUUAUUUUCUGUGAUUUACCUCCAGUCUCUCUCCUUUAUUUUCCUUUUUGUGCUUAAGUAGAAACAUUUUUAUCUUGCAUCAUGCAUCUAAAAUUCGCCUUGCCAUCAAGUUUGGAUUGAGCUCAAAUGUUUUAACAGGUAUGGGGAUUCAAAUAAGUGAGCAUUUAGGGGGCAUGGAGGGUCUAAUGAAAGAUGAGUUGCUUAGUGGGAAAUGUAGGAUCCAGCAUUUCUGGAGCAUGACUAUGUGGAUACAUCGGCCCUCCGCUGCUAUAACUUUCACUAUUCUUUUUCAAGUCCCCAAACUUUAUGGAAGUGGAAUACUAAAUUGCUUGGUGGUCCCUUUAAAGCUAAAAAGUAUUUUAAAUUAUUUUCUGUUGGUGCGUAUGCUUGUACAGAUGCAAAAAAUGAUCGCACACGAGGUGGCAUUUCUAGAUAAGAGGACACGCAUAUAGACUUCAUUUGUUUGUGGUACGUGUAGGUCUACAAUCAUCUCAUUUCCUGCCUCAAACUCUGUGUUUAAGUGACUUUAAACUUUAGCCACAAGAAUCAAGAGUCUAUUAAACCAAGCCAUCAGAUCUCAUGACUGAGCGUCAGUCAACACUGACAUCUAGUGAUGGAUUCGUAUCUCAGUUAACACACUAUGAGUGAACAGUACAAAUGAUCCAUCAGCGACUUAUAGUUGCAUCGGCCAUUAGUAUGCAACUAUGCAUCAUCUGUUCAUUGUGCCACUGUAGAAAAUGCUGAUAGAUUAGCUUUUUUAUUCCAGUUUGCGAACUGACUUAUUGCAACACUCAUCCCCAUGCUGUUCAACCAGGAUUAACUAUCCAUCAGACAGGAACAUUUUAUGUUUGUGCCCAUGCUGUUUUUGAAUCUCUUAUUUUUUCUGUAAUCUAAUUACUGUAAUUCGUUGGCAGAAACUGUAACAGAUAUUAUCUUUUGUAAUCAGAUUAAUCCUAUUAGAUGUUACCUGUUAUUCGAGUACUUCUGAACAAUAUAUUUGGGUAAGGAGAUAGAGAUAAAGUUUUUAAAAGAGGAGGCUUGAAAAUGUGUAUCCCACUCUGUUUGCAGCGUUAUUGUUUUCACUUUGCAGAAAGGUAGAAUUAAAAAAAUAUAAUUCUACCUUCCCAGACAGUUCGCAUGAUUGCAUGAGUGUGUGUGUGUGUGUGUGUGUGUGUAUCACAGACUCGUUUGCGUGCUUUGCGGUGUUCUUACUCUCCCAUUUUUCUCUGCUGUUAGUCUUUUGUGAUGCCUGAAAUCAACUUCUCUAAUCCAGCCUGUGUGCUCUGCGGCCUUCAGGCUUCACUUCAAACAAUUCUGUGUGAAUUACCGGAUGUGAAGAUUGCCAUUUAUCUCGCCCGCUGUCUAUCUGAACACAUGUUUGAUUAGUGAAACCAUCCCAUGGCUGAAUACAUCGCCUGUAACUAGCUGAUAAAUCUCUGGAUUCAGCUCUAAAUGUUAAAUAUUGGCCAUUUGGAGGGCUUGGCAUCACCAUGUCUUUGGAGUAAAAAAAAAAAGUUGGGAGGUGUGUGUGUGUGUGGAUAUCGAAGGGGGUUAAAUGAUGUAUAUCUGAUUCAGCGGCACACUUCACACAUCACACACGCACACUUCUCUCCCUGGGGACUCCCUUCCCUCCCAUUUCUUCCGAGUCAGGGCCCUCCCUGCUUACUGAGUGAAUUACAACUGCAGAGAGGGUCAUCCGGGGUUGUGAAGGACUCAGCUAGAGAGAGAGAGAGAGAGAGAGAGAGAGAGAGACAUGUGUCACAUACUGUAGUGCACUCACAGUCUCCCUUUGAAGUUCCACUUCCUCUCUCUAAUCCUUUUUGCAAACACAACAUCCCUUUAACCUGGAGGCAGUAUGUGUGUGUGUGUAUAUGUGUGUGUGUGUGUAUGUGUGUGUGUGUGUAUAUGUGUGUGUGUGUGUGCUUUUUCUAGAUCUCAUUCAUCAGCUUUGGUCCUUGUGCGUAAUCGUUGUGUAACUGUGAUUGUUGUGAUUAUCUCUGUAUGUCCAUUAAAUGUAUCCAAGAAGAAGGGGGAAUAAAGUAUCAGGCAGAGAGAAAAAUAGAUGAUAAAUCAGAGGCCAAAUCAAUGAGCACGAGUCCUUGGGCAGAAAGCAAUAAACUCCAUUAACAAGGUGCAGCCACAUUAUCUAGGAGGGUCUGGAAAACAAAAAACAGGAUUAAUAUUGAUAUAGAAACGAAUUAUGUGUGUUUUUUUAGAGCUUUUAUUUUUCUAAGACUUUGCCCUUUUUGUGAGCUUGGUUGCUGUGUAUGUGCGUUACUUUGAGGUGGAGUCCCUUCACCACAUCUGCAAUGCAGCAGAAAACACAAAAAAGAGAGGGAGGAAGAGAGAGGCUCACGUGACAAAAAGAGUGACGCCGUGCUCGGACAGAUUUUCUCUCUCUGCCUCUUGUUUUUUUUUUCUUUAGCUGCUUUGUAAAAAAGUGCUUUUAUGUCGGAAUCGGCGGACCGAGCACCUAAUGUCACGUGCUGGAUAGUAGUAACCAACAUAUUAACUUAAAAAAUAGAAAAAUCAGGCUGUGUUUUCAAAAGCACACACCCACAGUCCCUGGACACAUCUGCAUUGCUCACACAGCACCCUGCACCAAGCCAGCGCAGAUGUGGCUAAAUGGGGUGACCUUUACAACAGAUCACGGAGGGACUUCACCUCUCACAAGUUAAUGCACCGACAAUGUUUUAGUGGUGACUUUACACUGUACUCUAUACUAAAAUGUCUUUAUUACCCACCUUUUCAAGUGUUUUCUUUUAAAAAAAAGAGUAUAGAUUGUGUUUUGACUAUUUCUCAGUGUAAGUACUGUGAGUUUCUGAUUCUGAGUAUUGGUUUCCUUUUUAAUGCCCUUUUAAUGAAUCUUUGUUGAUUUGUCCAUGCGUGUUUGUUGAUUCAACGUGUUUAUUUUGCCAUUUAAAUGUAUAUCUGUGUCUUUUAUCCCAUCACAUACGUGGGAUAUUGAACAACGGAGCUCAGUCUAUAAAGAGAGGAAAACUAUUUAUGUCAAGACUGUGGGGUCUCAAACCUCUUCCUCCUGAUCUCCCACAAUCCUCCAGCACUCACAUGUCAAUCAAAGUCCGACUGACUGACCUCUGACCUUCGAUCUGUUAACGGAGAUUUAAUUGGCUCGCCGACUGCUCAUUCACCGUCUGUCUCUCUCUCAAACACACAUACACACACACACGCAUCUUCCACCUGUGUGCGUGUGAUUCUGUGAUCGACCACUGAAGGAUUUUUUGAACGUUUGAUUCUUUUAUUUUUUGCUCCUCUUUGUACUGCAUGGACGAUCCAAGUUAUUGUGACAAAGUCUUCCGGAAAAGAUUUUAAGGAAAUCACCAUAAUCUUACUUUCCUUGUUGUCUUCCAAAUGCAAAAAGAGUGCUUCAGUCUUCCAGCUAUCAAAGCCACAAUGACAUUAUUUUUGUAUACAAAUGGGGCAAAAAAUAUAUCUAUAUAUCUCUAUAUAUAAAUAUAUCCAUGCAAAUGUGGUUCGGGUGCAAUAACUCCCCCUGUUGCUGGCAUGGUGGAACAACACAACUACUACACGCCAUCCAAACCCAUGGAUCACUUGGAGAAAAAGGACUACAGAGAGGCAAGGGACUUGUAGUUUGAAACUCCUGGGUUGAGGUAGAGGAUCACAGACAGGCGGGACUACAAGCAUGCAUGCGCCAAUCAUUUACUGGACACCUUCAAAGAAACAGUCUUUACCCAAUAUUUACUCUUUAACCCCUUUACCCCCCCCACAACACUCUAUUAUCCCAAACUCUUGUCUCUGCAUUUGCAAUAUGAUCUGUAUUUAUUUCUAUAAUAACUUACACAAAAUCAAGGGAGAUGUAUUAUUGGAUAUAAUUGAAUAAAACAAACUAAUAUAUUUGUAUGAUUGUAA